This is a messenger RNA of Drosophila yakuba, 747 nucleotides long. RefSeq lists its product as uncharacterized. The coding region runs from base 1 to 459 and encodes 152 amino acids. NCBI's taxonomy places the organism in Eukaryota, Metazoa, Arthropoda, Insecta, Diptera, Drosophilidae. The transcript has 4 exons. The record is from RefSeq and is a predicted model, not a curated record.
AUGUUGCCGACUGAAGUAACUCCGCUAGUUAAGGAUGUGGUAACGCUACUGGUUGUCAUAGACGAAGCCAGCAGCAAGAGCAAAGUAUACAGCUUGCCCAAGGGCAAGGGCAAGCCCUCGCGCUUGCAACGUCUUUCUGGAAACUUCUGCAAAUUGUUCUUUGGUUGUUGCGGAGGCUUCUCUGCCAUCGUCUUCGCCAGUGGGUGGCUGUGUAAGGCAGCAGUACUGUCGGAUCGACUGCGUGAGGAUCCCAGUCAAAGCCAAAAGUUGCUAAAGCGAGGCAUUUCUGCCAGUAUUCUCAGCAUUGUGCCAAUGGAGCGUGGUUGUGGCUGCGCAAGGCAGCGGAUUUAUUGUUUUGGGGAGAAACCUUGUCGAGACGCUCUGCAUCGGGCGCUCGGCGAUAGAGUCCCUGAGGGGAGCUCCUGUGGACGUUUCAAGAGGAUCACCAUGGAUGAUUAAAAUUGUGACCAGUUUCUUCUUCAUUCGGAGUCGUCUCCUCGAGGGAUCACCAACGUGCCGUGAGGAGUUUCUACUGAGGAGGUGCCUCUGUGGCCCGUAGCUGAUUAGUGAUUGUGUGAAGAGGAACCGCAGUUCCAAAGCCGGUUUUAAUCCGUGAGGUCUUCUCCCUACCAGCCAUUAGGGAGCACCCAUGUCUCCGCCAUAGAGUCGCGUGUGUGCCUAUAAUAUUUGACCAGGAGAUUCCUGUUAGCCACAUUUUCGUUCGCUAGACUCCUGUAGAACAGGAAC